Molecule: messenger RNA, 2166 nt
Organism: Strongylocentrotus purpuratus (purple sea urchin)
Lineage: Eukaryota; Metazoa; Echinodermata; Echinoidea; Camarodonta; Strongylocentrotidae
Product: transcription factor SPT20 homolog
Exons: 10
Coding region: 1-2166 (721 amino acids)
Source: RefSeq, a predicted model, not a curated record
AUGGAAGACUUUGCUUCUGCUGAAGAUGUACGCAUUGGCUUUGUGAGUGAAGAGGACUCGAAGGCUGUUACCAAGGUGAUUAGAGACCGCAUCGGUACCGUAUGGAAGAACAGAGAAAAGCGAGAGAAGGAGAGGCAAGAGAAGGGCAAGCUGGAAGAAGACAAAGAUAGCAAAGCAGAUGCUGGAACCUCAACCACAGAUAGUGGAAUGGGUUUUUCAGGGUUGUCUUUAACUGGAAUGUCGAAUGCUUCUGAAGGUUCUACAAGACUGGUGUCCAGUCAAGUACAGAAUUCAUCAUCAACACAACAACCCAUCAGCCAACAACCUCAUAGCCAAUCUCAAAUUCAGCAACAACAGGUUCCAUCUCACCCACAACAAACUCAACAGCCCUCUUCCCAACAGUCCGUAGCAACUCCGCAAGUCCAACAGCAGCAGGGCCAACCACAGCAGCCACAGCCGCCACAGCAACAGCAGCAACCUCAACAGGUUCAGUCUCAACCUGUGAUGCAGCCACCUCAAUCUGUCCAGCAGCCUUUACCACCACAAGUCCACUCUCAAACCCAUUCUCAACCCCAACUAGUAUCUCAGUCUAGUCAGCAACCGUCUACCACUGCUGUUCUACCACAGCAGGAUCAAGCUCAGCAACAACCCAUGCAGCCAUCAGCUCAGCAACCUCCUAUUUCCAAUGUGCAGCAGCAACCUACAAUUCCAGCCCAACAACAGAGUCAGCCUCAACAAAUACAGCAGCAGCCUCCACAGCAACAACAAUUACAACAACAUCAAAUACAACAACAGCAGCAACACCAAGCACAGCAUCAACAGCAGCAGCAGCAACCACAAUCAACCCCUCACUCUCAAUCUCAGCUGCAGCCACAACCACAGCAAUCUGUUCAGCAACCAGUACAAACCCAGGCCCAGGUGCAGGUGCCAACCCAGCUGCCACAGUCCCUACCAUCCCAACAGCAACAGCAGCAGCAACAAGCUCAAACCCAACAGAGCCCCUCGAGUUCCAUGAAUGGUCAACAUUCAUCCCUGUCGUGGUUUGUUCCGAUGUCUCCUCCUGUGUUUUAUCAGCAACCCCAGUUUGUGCAGCAGACAGCAAACUAUACCCAAUUCCCCCAAGGCCAAGCUUAUCAGCAAUCUGUAAGCCAGGGACAACUCCCACAACAACCUAUCCAGCAACCUUUGCAGCAACCUAUACAACAGCCAUUGCAGCAACCGUCCCAAGUACCUAGCACCCCUCAGAGGACAGCUUCUGAUCAACAUGCUAAGGUUACAAGAACAGUGUCUGGUGGCAGCCAGCAUGCACCACAACCACAAGUGCAGCCACAAGCAACUCAGUCACAACCCAUACAACAACAGAUGCAGCUGCUGCCACCAUCACAGUCAGCCCAGCAGCAGCAACACGCGUCAGUCACCAAUACAACAUCUGUACUUAAGCAGAGCAUUCCUGCUACUCAACAGUCUGGACAACCAUCCCAUGUCCCUCAAGUGGGUCAGAACAGCGUGCAACAAACCCAACAGCAGCAAAUACAACAGGUCGGCCAAGGGCAACCUCAGCAGCAGCAGCAGCAACAACAACAGCAGCAACAGCAGCAGCAGCAACAACAACAGCAACAAUUACAACAACUACAACAGCAACAACAACAACCACAACACCAUCCAAUCCAACCUGGCACCACCCUCGGCCAGCCCCAUAUGAUGUCUGCACCCUCCUACGUAUCCAUAGCUGCCUCCUCAGCAGCAGCCGUUGCAACCGCAGUACCGGUAUCGCUAGCUACUACCACGCCCAACGCGUCCGCCCCAGCAUGGCACCUUGCACAGGACAACAGGCCACAAACUGUGGAUGCAUCUAAGGUUGGUAGUGAUGGCCAGGCAUGGAGUUCACCUGGUCUUGAGAGGAAGGAUGUUUUAACUGAUGCAGCCAGCGCCUACCCCUCUGGGACAGGAGAAGAAAGUGGAGCAGAAGGCAGUCAGAAUGUUGAGAAGCGGCAGGGUAAAAAGAAGCAUAGUAAAACGAGCAAGAAGAGGCCUAAGCUUAGCAUCAUAUCUGUUGACGAGGAUCAAGUGAUCGAAUGCUCCUUGGAGACGCAUAGGGGAGACACUAUCGUCUUCAAGUUCAGUGAAGAUGAUCAGUUGGAUGGCAUUGUGUCAAACCUGGUAUGA